AUGGAGUUUGAUAGUGAGGAAAAGGCAUAUGAUUUUUACAAUGCAUAUGGUGGUCGAAUUGGUUUUAGCAUCCGGAAGGAGUAUGGCAAUAUAGUUAAUGGAAGAAUUACAUCGAGGGCGUUUAUUUGUAGCGAGGAAGGUGUGAAGGGGACUGACAAACGGGAUGUAUUUAGAAAGACUCCCCGGGCUGAAACACUAACCAAUUGCGAAUACAGCCACAUGAUGCCGUCCCAGCGACGAAUUUCCUCAGUCCAGGCCAUUGAUGUUGAGUUGGCUUUGGAUUUAGGAGUUUCGGUUUGUAAUGCAUAUGAGUUGAUGGGAAGGCAGUCUGGUGGCAAAGAAUCAGUUGGAUACUUGAAAAUGGAUCUUAAAAAUUAUCUAAGGACGCAAAGACAAAAUGAACUUCUUUAUGGAGAGGCGGCAUGGCUUGUGGAUUAUUUUGAGAUGCGUGGUUGUGAAGAUCCUUCGUUCUUCUAUUCCUUGCAACUGGAUACUGAGCAAAUGAAUACGAACAUAUUCUGGUCAGAUUGUAAAAUGAUUAUUGAUUAUGGCCAGUUUGGAGAUGUUAUCAGUUUCGACACAACGUACAAAGUGGUACACGGCAACAGACCAUUUGCAAUUUUCUUGGGUAUGAAUCAUCACCAGGAGACUGCUAUGUUUGGAGCAGCCUUAAUGUAUGAUGAGAUAGUGGAUUCGUUUGUCUGGUUAUUUGAAAUGUUCUUGAAAGCGAUGGGUGGAAAAGCGCCAAAGACAAUUAUUACAGAUCAAGACGCUGCAAUGGCGAAGGCAUUAAAGCAGGUCAUGCCGGUGACGAAACAUCAUUUAUAUGUUUGGCACUUAAUGAAUAAUGCGCAAAAGAACCUACUGUUUCUGUUUAAAUGCGUUGAAGGAAUAAAGAAGGUUAUCUCAAAAUUAAUGUUCCAAAUUGAGGAGGAGGAUGAUUUUAUCAGGGAAUGGGAUUUAAUGAUUGCAGAGUAUGGUGUUGCUGGUAAUAAGUGGCUUUCCACUUUGUUAGAUUUGAGACAUAAAUGGGCCCUGGCAUUUGUCAAACACGAUUGGUCUGCAGGAAUGAGUAGCAUGCAAUUGAGUAAAAGCUUUAAUGGUCAAUUGAAGUAUUACCUUUCCAGACAACUUAUUCUACCAGAAUUCUUCACACACUUUGACAGAUUGUUGUCCGACAAGCGGUACAAGGAGUAUGAAGCCGAGUAUGGCUUGGUGGAGAGGCAACCGGAACUAAAAACAAAGUGCCACAUAUUACGUCAAGCGGGGAAGGUUUACACCAAGGCAAUAUUUCAGCUUUUCCAGGAGGAGUUUUUAGCUGCUCUUGCGAGUCAGGCUGUUAUUAGUUGCACUAACUUGGAUAACAAUGGACACCGUGUUUAUAAAGUUGCUGGUGAGGACGGGGUGCGACAUCGUAUAUCAAAUGAAACCGUUGUUUUGGGGGACGCCGGUGGUAGCGAUAGUCCGUUAACCUCGUCCUACGUGUUAGUGAAUGGUGCAGAAAUUCUUGUCGAAUUUCUCAAUGAAGAAUCUUAUGUAACACCACCAGCUGUAUUCCACAACAGACAGCUUAAUAUUUGUGAACUAUGUACUUCAUCAACUAACCAUGCUGAUAUUGGCGAUCCAGCCAUGCUGUCAUCUGAACUGUACAGUAUGCCCUCUUCAUAUGAUGAAUCAAGUGCUCAUCGUUUGGGAGGUGAUGAGAAACAUGGGCAAGCACAUGUGACGCCAACAUCUGGAAUGGCAACGUUGGGGAUGAAUCAUCCAAUUCAACAUCGACUCUUUCAAUAUUGA
Messenger RNA from Cornus florida, 1794 nucleotides. RefSeq names its product protein FAR1-RELATED SEQUENCE 5-like. The coding region runs from base 1 to 1794 and encodes 597 amino acids. Lineage: Eukaryota; Viridiplantae; Streptophyta; Magnoliopsida; Cornales; Cornaceae. The transcript has 7 exons. Gene Ontology annotation, biological process: regulation of DNA-templated transcription. The record is from RefSeq and is a predicted model, not a curated record.